AUGACCAAAGGUUGCUAUACCUGUCGACGACGUCGCAUCAUCUGCGACAAUGGUCAACCCACCUGUCGGAAGUGUCGAGAUGCGGGGAAAGAAUGUCUAGGGUACCAAAAGCCGCUUGUUUGGGUCAAGGGUGGUGUGGCUAGUCGAGGAAAGAUGAUGGGCCGCAGCUUUGAUGACGUUGAAACAACGAUACCGUCUAGCAAGCCAAAGUGCCGGUCAGCUACUGGGAUGCCCAGCACAUAUGAUUCGCCUGCGACAAGCAGCGGAUUUGGCUUUUUCCCUAUCGCCGAAUCCCCAACCGAUGCGGAAUCGCACAGCUCUGGGAGCCAAGCUAGUCCGGAGACCGAUGCAUGGGCUUUUGAGAUGGAAGCACCAACAUUUGGAGGAGAGAUAGCGCACUUAAGGGUCAAUUCGACCGAGGAACAGGACACCGCGGUUAUUCAUCUUCCUCGGAACACUCCUCCUGCCGACUAUACUCCAACACCAUGGGGACUGGUAGAUCCACUGCUCAAAGAUCUCAGUCAUUUCUCAAGGUACUAUGUACAUCACUACAAUCAAUAUAUGGUCAAUGACUUCGCGCUUUACUCCCAACACAAAAAUCCCUUCCGGGAUCUUACUGCGCUGGUCAAUCAUUCUCCUGUUCUUGCUAACAGCAUCACUGCUCUUGGAGCUCUUCAUUACUCCCUUGUAUCGGAAUCGGACUCAUCUGUCCUACCAUGGUCAUCCGUCAACCUAUCCAUGGCCGACUCGGACUUAUCAGUAGAGGAUAUUGAAGAUAUCGUUGCGCCAGCAAGUUCUCGAAAACCAACUUCACGGGCAUAUCAUCAUUUCUUGGAGUACAAGCAGCGCGCCCUUCGCCAAUUGUCCAUGGAUCUCAAUAACCCAUCAAUGCAAAGAGACGGCAGAACUAUAGCUGCUAUUGUCUUGCUUGCUUUCCUAGACAUCUUCGAAUCUGGCAGCGGUGCCUGGAGUUAUCAUAUUGAGGGCGCGAAGAAGCUUCUCAAAGACCGACCUGAAAAUGGCCCGGGACAAGGAAUUCUUGAUGACCUGGACGCUUUUGCCCUUGACGGGUGCUUAAUAAUGGAAAUCAUGGGAUCAACGCUAGCUCGCCCAGGCGCGCUCUCAAAGCCCUUCUAUUCCUCAUCCAUGGACCCAGCGAUCCUCAAACGCCUCGAAGAAAACUCUUGGGUCGGAUGUCCCGCCUAUCUCCUAGAAGUAAUCUUCUUCGUCCACGCCCUCUGGUACCCAGACCCCGAAGUCACUGUCGUUACCCCCCAACCAACAGCGCUGCCAAACCCAAUCCAACCCGGCCAGCCUCUCACCCUCGACGCAUUUGCAAGCCUCCUCCAAGGAAUCCGCAACUUCGACCCAAUAGCCUGGAGCCAAGAAAUGCAAAGUGUCUUCUUCCUGCCAAAUCUCAACUACCGUCUCGCACUCGCAACCUCCUAUCAAGACGCCGUCUACCUCUACACAAGCCGCGUCCUCUCACACGUCGGCCUCCCGCUGGACCACAGACUCAUCGCCACAAACCUCAUCACGCAAAUCUGCCUCAUCCCGCCCUCAGACUCCCACUUCAAAUGCCUCAUCUGGCCCACUUUCAUCGCUGGCGCGGAGUGUCGUCCUUCGCAGCGAGCUCUUAUCCUUGAAAAGCUCCGCUCGCUCUAUGAGGCUCUGACGAGUGUUAAUGUCCGCAAUGCUGCGUGGGUCCUGCGUCUCAUGUGGCAGAAACAGGACCUCAAGCGCCGUGACCAGAACGUUUCUGUUGAGCAGGAUGAUGAUAAUGAUCACGAUAUUGAAUUUGACUGGAUUGAGGAGCUGGAUCAUUCACGCCUCGACUGGUUGUUCAUUUAA
Molecule: messenger RNA, 1851 nt
Organism: Penicillium coprophilum
Lineage: Eukaryota; Fungi; Ascomycota; Eurotiomycetes; Eurotiales; Aspergillaceae
Product: Zn(II)2Cys6 transcription factor
Exons: 4
Coding region: 1-1851 (616 amino acids)
Biological process (GO): regulation of DNA-templated transcription
Molecular function (GO): zinc ion binding; DNA-binding transcription factor activity, RNA polymerase II-specific
Source: RefSeq, a predicted model, not a curated record